GGCAGGCAGAACGGAAGACAGUUCGAAAAAGAGUGGCGUACUGUUCGGACGUGUGGCCACGCACAAUUCAAAUCGACAAUUUCGCAGGGCUAACAAAACACAAAGAGAAACCAACAACUGGCUGAACAAGUGAAAGAGAAAUUAAAGCCGAGACGGGGAACCGUGAAAAUACACCCGAAAUCUAUAAUAAUGUGCGCUUAGUGAAACAGCAGUGGCUAAACGAAACCCCAAACAAAAAAAAAAAAAAAAUGUCAAUUCGCAGUGACCAAGAGUGAGAAAUCCGAAAAAAACGCGAGCAACAACACACCUCUGCCAAAAAAAACCCUCAGACCCCGUACCGAAAAGCCCAACUAUGGCGGCCAUCCUGCUGCUCCUGGUCGGCUUAUCCUGGCUGUGCGGCUCCAGCUCCAGCGUUGCCCUGGCCGCCCUGGCGCCCAAGCAGAGCGCUGGCGAAUCGAGUGCCAGUGCGAUAAUGGGCGCCGGAUCGGGAGCCGCGGCCACCGUAUCGCUGUCCGGCGACUACUCAUCCCUGCUGUCCAACACGGCGCCGGUGGCCGCGCCCGAGCCGCCAGCCGCCUCUCCGCCGCACAGUGGGCCGGCCAACCAGUGCUCCUGGUCGUACAACGGCACCAGUGCGGUGCACUGCGCCCUGCGACUGAUCGAACGGCAACCGGGACUCGAUCUGCAGGGCGCCGAUGGCAGCAGCCAGCUGACCAUCCAGUGCAGCGAGCUCUACCUCUUCGAGUCGUCGCUGCCGGUCGCGGUAUUUGCCCGGCUGCAGACGCUGGAGGCUUUGCGAUUGGACUCGUGCAAGCUGCAGCAGCUGCCCAACAACGCCUUCGAGGGUUUGGCCACCCUGAAAUCGCUCCGUUUGAGCACCCACAACAGCGAGUGGGGACCGACGCGAGCUUUGGAGCUCUUUCCCGACUCGCUGGGCGGCCUGAAGCAGCUCACCGACUUGGACUUGAGCGACAACAAUCUGCGACAGCUGCCCGCAGGAUUCCUCUGUCCGGUGGGCAACCUGCAGGUGCUGAAUCUCACCCGAAAUCGCAUUCGCACCGCCGAGCAGCUGGGCUUUGCGGACAUGAACUGCGGUGGCGGGGGUGCCGGGAAUGCCGGGAGUGCCGGCAGUGAGCUGCAGAUCCUGGACGCCAGCCACAAUGAGCUGAGGUCCGUCAGCGAGAGCUGGGGCAUCUCGCGGCUGCGGCGAUUGCAGCACCUCAAUCUGGCGCACAACAAUCUGUCGGAGCUGUCCGGCGAGGCACUGGCCGGACUUGCCUCGCUGCGCAUCGUCAACCUGAGCAACAACCAUUUGGAGACGCUGCCGGAGGGCCUGUUCGCUGGCUCCAAGGAGCUCAGGGAGAUCCAUCUGCAGCAGAACGAGCUGUACGAGCUGCCCAAGGGACUGUUCCAUCGGCUGGAGCAAUUGCUGGUGGUGGACUUGUCCGGCAAUCAGCUGACCUCCAAUCACGUGGACAACACCACAUUUGCCGGCCUGAUCCGACUGAUUGUGCUGAAUCUGGCCCACAAUGCGCUCACACGCAUCGAUUAUCGCACCUUCAAGGAGCUGUACUUCCUGCAGAUCCUCAAUCUGCGCAACAACUCCAUUGGCCACAUCGAGGACAAUGCCUUCCUGCCGCUGUACAAUCUGCACACCCUCAAUCUGGCCGAGAAUCGGCUGCACACGCUGGACGACAAACUGUUCAACGGACUGUACGUGCUGUCGAAGCUCACGCUGAACAACAAUCUGAUCAGUGUGGUGGAGCCGGCUGUGUUCAAGAACUGUUCGGACCUGAAGGAACUCGACCUGAGCUCCAACCAGCUAAACGAGGUGCCCCGAGCUCUGCAGGAUUUGGCCAUGCUGCGCACCCUCGACCUGGGCGAGAAUCAAAUCAGGACGUUCGACAACCAGAGCUUCAAGAAUUUGCAUCAGUUGACCGGCUUGCGGUUGAUAGACAACCAAAUUGGAAACAUCACCGUGGGCAUGUUCCAGGAUCUGCCGCGCUUGAGUGUUCUGAAUUUGGCCAAGAACCGCAUCCAGAGCAUCGAACGGGGUUCGUUCGACAAAAACUACGAGCUGGAGGCCAUUCGGCUGGACAGGAACUUCCUGUCGGACAUCAACGGAGUGUUCGCCACCCUGGUCUCGCUGCUGUGGCUAAAUCUCUCCGAGAAUCACCUGGUGUGGUUCGACUACGCCUUCAUACCCUCAAACCUCAAGUGGCUGGACAUCCAUGGCAACUACAUCGAGGCGCUGGGCAACUACUACAAGCUGCAGGAGGAGAUUCGGGUGAAGACGCUGGAUGCCUCGCACAAUCGCAUCACGGAGAUCGGACCGAUGUCCAUACCGAACACCAUCGAGCUGCUGUUCAUAAACAACAAUCUGAUUGGCAGUGUGCAGCCCAAUGCGUUUGUGGACAAGGCCAAUCUGGCGCGAGUGGAUCUGUAUGCCAAUCAGCUGGGCAAGCUGCAACUGCAGCACUUGCGAGUGGCCCCCGUGGUGGCGCCCAAAGUGUUGCCCGAAUUCUAUCUGGGCGGCAAUCCCUUCGAGUGCGACUGCACCAUGGACUGGCUGCUGAGGAUUAAUAAUCUGACCACUCGUCAGCAUCCCCGGGUGAUGGACAUGGCCAACAUUGAGUGCGUGAUGCCUCAUGCCCGCGGCGCUGCAGUGCGUCCGCUGAGUGGUCUGCGUCCGCAGGACUUCCUCUGCCGCUACGAAUCGCACUGCUUCGCCCUGUGUCACUGCUGCGACUUCGAUGCCUGCGACUGCGAGAUGACCUGUCCGAGCAACUGCACCUGCUACCACGACCAGAUCUGGUCCACCAAUGUGGUCGACUGUGGGGGUCAGCAGACCACGGAGCUGCCGCGUCGCGUGCCCAUGGACUCGAGUGUGGUCUAUCUGGAUGGCAACCACUUCCCGGUGCUGAAGAAUCAUGCCUUCAUCGGCCGGAAGAACCUGCGCGCCCUGUAUGUGAAUGGCAGCCAGGUGGCGGCCAUACAGAAUCGCACCUUUGCCAGCUUGGCCUCGCUGCAGUUGCUCCACUUGGCCGACAACAAGUUGCGUACGCUGCAUGGCUACGAGUUCGAGCAGCUGUCCGCCCUGAGGGAGCUAUAUCUGCAGAACAACCAACUGACCACCAUCGAAAAUGCCACUCUGGCGCCCCUGGCUGCCUUGGAGCUCAUUCGGAUCGAUGGCAACCGACUGGUCACAUUGCCCAUUUGGCAGAUGCACGCUACCCACUUCGGCACAAGAUUGCGCUCCAUCAGCCUGGGCAGGAAUCAAUGGAGCUGCCGGUGUCAGUUCCUGCAGGCCCUCACAGCCUAUGUGGCGGAUAAUGCGUUGAUUGUCCAGGAUGCCCAGGAUAUCUACUGCAUGGCCGCCAGUUCGGGGGGAAAUGGUGGAUCUGGUGCGCUGGAGGAUAGCUCUUCGGCCGUGGGAUCGCUGGAGAAGCGAGAGCUGGACUUCAAUGCCACGGGAGCUGCAUGCACGGAUUACUACUCUGGCGGUUCGAUGCUGCAGCACGGCAUUCCGGAAUCGUACAUCCCCCUGCUGGCCGCUGCCCUGGCCCUGCUCUUCCUCCUGGUGGUCAUUGCCAUGGUCUUUGCCUUCCGCGAGUCCCUGAGGAUCUGGCUGUUUGCCCACUACGGCGUCCGUGUGUUCGGACCACGUUGCGAGGAGUCCGAGAAGCUGUACGACGCCGUCCUCCUGCACUCCGCCAAGGAUUCGGAGUUCGUGUGCCAGCACCUGGCCGCCCAGCUGGAGACGGGCAGGCCGCCGCUGAGGGUGUGCCUGCAGCACAGGGACUUGGCCCACGAUGCCACCCACUACCAAUUGCUGGAGGCCACCAGAGUCUCGCGCCGAGUGGUCAUCCUGCUGACACGCAAUUUCCUCCAGACCGAGUGGGCCCGCUGUGAGCUGAGGCGCUCCGUUCACGAUGCCCUGCGUGGCAGGCCCCAGAAACUGGUGAUCAUCGAGGAGCCCGAGGUGGCCUUCGAGGCGGAGAGCGACAUCGAACUGCUGCCCUACCUGAAGACCUCGGCCGUGCAUCGCAUCCGGCGCUCCGAUCGCCACUUCUGGGAGAAGCUGCGCUACGCCCUGCCCGUCGACUAUCCCACCUUCAGGGGCAACAACUACACGCUGGAGCUGGACCACCACAGUCACGAGCGGGUGAAGCAGCCGGCCAGUCCGGGCCUCCUCUAUCGCCAGGCCCCGCCCCCCGCCUACUGUGGCCCAGUGGAUGCCACCCAGGCCCCGGCUGUGACUGCCUCCGCUCCGGCGGAGCAGAACUACUCGACGGCCACCACGGCCACGCCCAGUCCCAGGCCACAGAGGCGGGGAGAUCAGCAGCAACAACACCAACAGCAACAGCAACAGCAACAGGGAUCGGGAUCCGCAACUGGAAACCUGCAUCACCUGCAUGCCCAGUACUAUCAGCAGCAUGGAAUGCGGCCGCCCUCGGAGCACAUAUACUCCAGCAUCGAUUCGGACUACUCCACGCUGGACAACGAGCAGCACAUGCUGAUGAUGCCAGCGGGCAUUGGCCUGGAGGCGGCCCAGCGGGCCCAGACCUGGCGGCCCAAGCGGGAGCAGCUGCACCAUCAGCACGCCCAGGCCGGAACCCUGGGCUCCAAGGCAAGCCAGGCGGCUGUCGUCCAACAGCAACAGCAACAACAACAGCAGCAGCAGCAGCUAAAUCAGACAACCGUAUCCGGACAACAGCAGGGACCGCAUGUCCAGGCGUAUCUGGUGUAAGCGGGGGGCGGGGUGGCAUGUAAAGUGGCAGUGAUUUCUUUAGGGACUGGUUCCUGUGCAUAAUUUUAAUUACUAAAAUAUGUGCGAGUUAAGCUAAGGCAGGGAGGGGGGGACAGUGGAAGAUGGCCAGCUAGAUUUUAACGUAUAUUAUUUUGUUUAUCCAGUGUAAAGUCAUUUUAGAUGCACUAAACAAACACAGCCCCAGGAACAGAGCAUACACAUACACAAAAGACACAGCAAAAGAUACAGACAUAAGAUACAGAUGCAGUUGGGGCGGCAGCAAAACGAAUGACGAGGGCCUUGGUCAUGUCAAGUGUGUGCAUCCAAGGGGGGACACACUACACUACAUCCCACACAAUGCCAUUUCAAAGUUUCCAAACUUUGCCACAGCAAACUUAGUUUUCUCCGCUCACAAGAGCAUGAGCAGCACACGAACUUGUUCAUCUUCUGGCAUUUGCUUAGCCCAGAAUGGCCCGAGGGGGAAAUUUGUGAUAACUUUUUAAUAUGGUUUUAAUCAGUUGGACCCCAGAACCUUCAGAGCCUCGACUAUAAAGGUGCCCGACUUGCGGUGAAGUUGGCAAAGGGGCCAGGCUUAUGUGCCCCACCAAAUUGAAUGUUCAAUAAUUGACUUGAUAAUUGCCAGUAAUCCGGAAUAGGGCCCAGCCUCAGCUGCAUCUCCAUUUGUAAAUAGCUCUCAAUACCGUAUUUACUGCCCAAACAUAGAUAUACACACCAUACAUUCACCUUUAUAUAGAUACAGAUACAAGCGUAUGGGGAUAAUUCAAUAAUCACAUUCAAGUACACAUGUAAAUUGUAUGCCAGAGCAGCCACAGUCACAGCCACAGUCGUAAAAUCGAUAAAUGCAUUUGUCAAGCAAUGUAAUCUGUAUGUAAAAAGCAUAAAUAAUUAGUUAGCACAGCGGUCUCGGCAAAAGAUUCACCGUGACUAACUCCACAUCAUAGUAAUAUGCAAACAAGAGCCGAGAAACAGAAACAGAAACAGAAAAGCUCAUUUUAAACACUUACGCUUACCAAAACUAACGAUAAUUGUAAUAAAAGUUUCGCAAACUGGCGCGGCGCAUACACAAUAUGCAUAGCUAAUUAUAUAUGGUACAUGUGUACUGUACGUAUAUUCAUGGAUAUAUCAAUGUGCGUGUCUGCAUGUACGUGACUGUGUAAAGUAAAGUAAAGGAAAGCAAACUACUGAUAUUAAAGAACUACUAUGUAUGAGGUACCCUUUAUAUGAUAUAUAUAUAUAUAUAUAUAUUUGCCCGCAAAGUACGUAUAUCUACGCAUAUAUAUUAUACGAGUAAAUGUUUAACAACUGCCUAUAGAACGUACGAAGAGAGAGCAUUUAUUUCAGCACACUCGCCUA
Drosophila gunungcola (fruit fly) is the source of this 6124-nucleotide messenger RNA. It is a transcript of the gene Toll-7, whose product is annotated as toll-like receptor 7. The record is from RefSeq and is a predicted model, not a curated record. The coding region runs from base 353 to 4750 and encodes 1465 amino acids. The transcript has a single exon. Gene Ontology annotation, cellular component: extracellular matrix. NCBI's taxonomy places the organism in Eukaryota, Metazoa, Arthropoda, Insecta, Diptera, Drosophilidae. Gene Ontology annotation, biological process: signal transduction. Gene Ontology annotation, molecular function: protein binding.